AUGCAGCAGCAGAUACCAACAAUCAAGAUUGCAACCAAAGGACAAAAGUAUUAUAUAAACGGGUCGGUAGAUUUACUAGGCUUAAAGCAACAGCAACAAAAUAAUAACAAUCAAAACGAUAUGGUUACAGAAGAAAUGGAAGAGCAGUGGAGACAGGAGGAGCGCAUCCACGAUAACGAAAGAUGCACAAGUGCCGCAGGAAAUCUAGAUACGGAAAAGCAGCGAUGGCUGCAAGAAUUACCACUAAGAAACCCCUUCAGCUCACUUACGGAAGAAAUAGACGACGACCCAGCAACCAAAAACACAACUAAAUCAACACUACAAACCACCACCAAUAUUUGUCGAGAACAAGUAAAAAUACAAACAAACACCACAGAAAGUUAUAGGAAAGUGAUAAAAGAAUUAAGAGAAAAGAAUGCUAUAUACCACACGUACCAGCUCAAAACGGAAAGGAGCUACAAAGUAAUUAUAAGAGGACUACACCCAAAAACUAACACAAAAAAACUAAGUGACGAAUUAGCAAAAAUUGGCCACCAAACAAGAACUAUAAACAAUAUGACAAGGUACGAUACGAAGCAACCAUUACCACUAUUCUUAAUAGAACUGGAACUCAGAUCCAACAACAAGGAUAUCUUUAAUAUCAAAAAAACACUAAACACAAUAGUAACAGUGGAACCACCACGCUACAAAAAAGAUAUACCACAAUGCAUGCGGUGCCAACAAUACGGCCAUACAAAAAAUUAUUGUAACAAAAGCCCGGCAUGUGUUAAAUGUACAAAAAAUCACUUAACAAUACACUGCCCAUACACAAGAAAAAUAGAAGAAGUUAGAUGUUAUAAUUGUAACGGAAACCACCCAGCCAGUAUCUUUAAUAUCAAAAAAACACUAAACACAAUAGUAACAGUGGAACCACCACGCUACAAAAAAGAUAUACCACAAUGCAUGCGGUGCCAACAAUACGGCCAUACAAAAAAUUAUUGUAACAAAAGCCCGGCAUGUGUUAAAUGUACAAAAAAUCACUUAACAAUACACUGCCCAUACACAAGAAAAAUAGAAGAAGUUAGAUGUUAUAAUUGUAACGGAAACCACCCAGCCAGCUAUGAAGGAUGUGAAAUCAGGAAACAACUACAACGUAAACUGUUUCCAGCACUUCGCAAUAGAUCAGUCGAUAACCACCAACAACGACAAAGUACAACGGAUAACGAAGCAACAUUGAAAGCACAAAAUGAAAUAAAAACUAUAAACAGAAACACAGAUCCCAAGGAAACCGAAGCUACGCGCAAGCAACCCAAAACAUUAGACAAGCAACACCCAUAA
Messenger RNA from Bombus impatiens (common eastern bumble bee), 1317 nucleotides. RefSeq lists its product as uncharacterized. The record is from RefSeq and is a predicted model, not a curated record. NCBI's taxonomy places the organism in Eukaryota, Metazoa, Arthropoda, Insecta, Hymenoptera, Apidae. The coding region runs from base 1 to 1317 and encodes 438 amino acids. The transcript has 3 exons.